UUCCCCCCUAAGUGGCCUUUACCUAUAUAUGAUACCAUUUUCGCUGCACAAGCCUUCCAUAUGUUUUUCUCGAUCUCAUGCCUUUCAUCCUUCAUGAUCACAUCUUCCUCGUGACGUGAGCCGGGGUCAUGAGAUAAUCCUUCAGCCCCCUAAUACUGCCCUGCCAAUUUAUCAUAAUAUCUAUCACAACAUCUUGCCUCCCUCGUCAAUCCCUAUACCAUUCAUCCAUCUUUUCCAUAGAUUCCAUCAUACGUCUCCAGGACGGGCUGCAUUGUGCUGACACCAUGUCCUACUCGUCCGUAGCAGUUCGUCACUUCACGGCCCCUAAGUCUCUAGGAAGCGCAAUGGAUUCUCUUCGUUCGAACUCAACCCCGGAGACCAAGAUUAAGCCGUCUUCGGUCCCUACGUCAGUGAAUGGAGGAACAUCAGAGCCACCAAAGAAGGGCUUGACCUUUGCGAACCAGGAUUCGUUACCCAAGUUACCAAUUCCUGACCUUGAGCAAACAUGCAAGCGAUAUCUUGAGUCGUUAGCCCCGCUACAGACACUCCGAGAGCAGGAGGAAACCAAGGCAGCUGUGCAGGACUUUCUCAAAUCAGAAGGCCCUAUUCUACAAGAGAAGCUCAAGACCUAUGCCUCGUCAAAAACAAGCUAUAUCGAACAAUUCUGGUACGACUCUUAUUUGAACUACGAUAGCCCUGUUGUGCUGAACCUGAACCCGUUCUUCCUGCUGGAAGACGACCCGACCCCUGCGAGGAACAACCAGGUUACGAGAGCAGCUUCACUCGUUGUCUCUGCCUUGUCGUUUGUCCGUGCCGUGAGGCGGGAGGAACUCCCUCCCGACACUGUCCGCGGUACGCCUCUCUGCAUGUAUCAGUACUCUCGCCUAUUCGGAACAGCGCGUGUCCCGACCGACAAUGGAUGCGUGAUAAGCCAGGAUCCCCAUGCGAAACAUAUUGUUGUCCUGUGUCGGGGUCAGAUUUACUGGUUCGAUGUGCUGGACGACAACAGUGACCUGAUCAUGAACGAAAAGGAUAUUGCGGUUAACCUCCAGGUCAUCAUUGGAGACGCAGAACAGACACCCAUUCAUGAUGCUGCGAAGGGAGCGCUUGGUGUGUUGAGCACAGAGAACCGCAAGGUCUGGUCAGGAUUGAGAGACAUCCUCACCAAGGAUGAAGGGUCGAACAACGCAGAAUGCCUCAAUAUCGUGGACACGGCUCUGUUCGUUCUGUGCCUGGACUACACUGAACCACACAACACGUCGGAGCUUUGCGCCAAUAUGCUCUGCGGAACGAGCGAAGUGGUCCGAGGCGUGCAGGUCGGCACUUGUACCAACCGGUGGUAUGACAAACUCCAGAUCAUUGUGUGUAAGAACGGCAGUGCAGGCAUCAACUUCGAACAUACUGGCGUAGAUGGCCACACAGUACUCCGGUUUGCCAGCGACGUCUAUACGGACACCAUACUUCGCUUUGCUCGGACGAUCAACGGCCAGGCACCGACCCUCUGGGCGACCUCCAGCCCUGAUCCUGCGAAACGCGACCCUCGAAGCUUCGGCAAUGUCAGCACAACACCCCGCAAGCUCGAAUGGGAUAUGGCGCCUGAGCUCAGCAUCGCUCUGCGGUUCGCCGAGUCCCACCUCUCCGAUCUCUUGCAGCAACAUGAGUUCCAAGUGCUCGACUUCAAAGGAUAUGGCAAGAACUUCAUCACUUCCAUGGGAUUCUCCCCGGAUGCAUUUGUUCAGAUGGCUUUCCAAGCAGCCUACUACGGGCUCUACGGCCGCAUGGAGAACACCUACGAACCUGCCAUGACUAAAGUUUUCUUACACGGUCGAACCGAAGCAAUUCGGACGGUGACUAACGAAUGCGUCGACUUUAUCAAGACGUUCUGGGGAGACAACCCAGCGGAGCAAAAGGUGAGCGCGCUCCGAAAAGCGACCGAGAAGCAUACCGCCAUCACGAAGGAUUGUUCGAAGGGUCAGGGACAAGAUAGACAUCUUUAUGCGCUGUACUGCCUGUGGCAACGGUCUUUUGAUGAUGGCGCGUCGUCCGCGAAUAACAGCGUCAUCAGCAGUUCCAACGGUUACACCAGCCCUGUGGAGACCGCGUCCAUUGAAUCGCCCAAGUCUUCUACUUCGUUGUCGGAAGAUGGACUAUCAUCCAAUGGCUACAGUGUACGUGGGGUGCGCACCAUGCCCGCAAUCUUCAGCGACGCUGGCUGGGAUAAGAUCAAUACCACCGUGCUGUCGACCUCCAACUGUGGAAAUCCAUGCCUACGGCACUUUGGCUUCGGGCCCACGUCUGCAGAUGGUUUCGGCAUUGGCUAUAUAAUCAAGGACGAUUCGAUCUCGUUCUGCGCCUCGUCUAAGCAUCGACAGACUGCGCGUCUUAUGUACACGCUGGAAUCGUACCUGAUGGAGAUCCGGAAGCUGCUGCGCACGGUCAACCACCGGCCUGCCAGCCCGCGCACGAGCAGAGCACGCGAGAUGGAGAUGAUUGCCGAGCGGCUCCAGGGCGAUCACCGCCGGGGCCGGAUCGUCCGGGGGGACCCGGGCCAGCUGCAUCGGGGUGCCGAGACACCCACGACGGACAGCGGAGAACUGGAGGACGAUGGCAUGGGCGGAUAUGGGUUCUUCGAUGCAGGGAUGUUGCUCCACGCGCUCAAGGGGCUGAAUGCAGACCGGGAGCGGGGCACCGAAAAGCCGGAGAAACGUCGGUUUGUCGGGAAGAAGUUGCGGCUGAAUGAUUAUUGAAGCUGUCUUGGUGUGGGUGUGAGAUGAGCUGGCGUGGUCUACUAAGGCCCAUGCACUGUGAUUAGUUUCUUAUUAUCCGUCACUCAUUGCUCCUGAUUUAGCCAUGAUGGGUGUUCGGCGUAUAUACAACGUGAUUGAUACCAAUGCGAUAGAUGAUUUGCAGCGUUG
Molecule: messenger RNA, 2915 nt
Organism: Aspergillus costaricaensis CBS 115574
Lineage: Eukaryota; Fungi; Ascomycota; Eurotiomycetes; Eurotiales; Aspergillaceae
Product: choline/carnitine O-acyltransferase
Exons: 4
Coding region: 285-2747 (820 amino acids)
Biological process (GO): carnitine metabolic process
Cellular component (GO): mitochondrion
Molecular function (GO): carnitine O-acetyltransferase activity
Source: RefSeq, a predicted model, not a curated record